Molecule: messenger RNA, 6440 nt
Organism: Wyeomyia smithii (pitcher-plant mosquito)
Lineage: Eukaryota; Metazoa; Arthropoda; Insecta; Diptera; Culicidae
Product: maternal effect protein staufen-like
Exons: 7
Coding region: 377-3451 (1024 amino acids)
Source: RefSeq, a predicted model, not a curated record
UGUCUUGUGUGUGUUUAGAUAAUUUUAGUGCUUAGCAAAAAACGCCAGCAGCGAAGUCCGUAUGUUGUAGAAAAAUUUCUUUACUGUUUGCCGACGAUUCUCUACCGGGUGGAAUUUGCAUGGAAUAAGGAAUGUAGAGUUUGUGUAAUGUUUGUGUCAUAAGCAUAAAGUGUUAAGUGAAUUAAUUGUAUUCUUGAAAGCGUUUGCAAAAUAUCGACUCGUUUUUCUUUCACGCUCCGAGCUGGGAUAAAGUGUUAUUUGGGGAGUAACUAUUGUGUUGUUACUAUCAGAAAGAGCAAAAUAGUGAACAAACCUCGAUAGAGAAGCAAUUUGCUCAGUAGAGUGUCAAGGAAAAGCGACGAAAAGUUCUAGCAGGAUGAUACACGGCCAUCCGCCACAGCCCCAGCAGCAAGCUCCUCAUCACAUGGCUCAUCCUCCGAUGCAGCCACCGCCACCACCGCAUCAGGCACCUCCGCCGCCACAUAUGCCCCACCUGACGAACGUUCCUCCGCCGAACGUUCCGCUUCCGGCAGCCAUGCCGCAGCCUCCCAGGGAACAUCCUGGACCAAGGAUUAGCAACCGGCAUCAUCAUUACCCCCGUGUGCCGGCCGGCAGUGACCAUCACCAGUCGAUGCCGGCCCCGCACAUGCCAAUGCAGCAGCAACCUCAGCACGGCUCCAGGAAACCUUCGUCACAGCACUAUGGCAGCGGCAUGGUGACCAGUGGCAGCGGCGGUAUGCCCCCGAAAGCGAUGGGCCAUCCCCCGAAGCCGCUACCGUACGGUAGCAGUAACAACAGCAGCCAUCACCAGCAUUCACAUCACCAGCAUCACCAACACAACAACAAUCAUCACAGUCAUCAUGGCCAUCAUAAUCACCAUGGCUCCGGCGUGAUUCCGGUGGUGUCUGCGGCUGGCCCAGGGGGAUCCAAAACACGCAUGAUUCCAGCGCAUGAACCCAAAAUCAAUCACAGUCACAGCAACGUCGCAGCUCCUCAAAACAACACAUCAAAUGCAAUUGUGGUUCAUAAGCCUGAUCCCGUUCAGCUAUCCGGCGGAAUUUCCUCCACUGCCACUCCUAUUCUGACACGCGAUAACAAUAGUAACGCUACCGUUAACAGCAUUUCAACUAACAGUGCCGCCACUGGCACUGUCACAAUUGUCGUUAGUAGUGGUGGUGGUGGUGGUGGUGGUGGUGGUGUCGGCGGUGGAGGAGGAACCGGAACAGGCACUAGUGGGACCAUUACAGGAACACCAACAGCUUCUCUAGUGGUUAACACGGUCUGUUCACCCGAUGGCAAUAUCAAUGAUUCAACCUCACAGUCACAGCUGCAGCAACCAUCCCAGUUGCUGUCGUCUGUACCAGAAACCUUGGCAAACACUAAAGAGAAAACCCCAAUGUGUUUAGUUAAUGAAUUAGCACGGUAUAAUAAGAUUCAGCACCAGUAUCGGUUGACCGGGGAGUCGGGCCCGGCACAUAAGAAACGAUUCACCGUCACGCUAAAGCUGGGCGAUGAAGAGUACACUGCGGAAGGUCCGAGCAUCAAGAAGGCUCAACAUAGUGCGGCACAUGAGGCGAUCGGUGCCACCAAAUAUAAACAUCCGCCGGCCAAAAUUAAUCGAGCGAAAUCCGGCGGUAAGACUAAUAUUGGUAACAUAACUCCGACGGUGGAGUUGAAUGCUUUGGCAAUGAAACGGGGCGAACCAACCGUGUACGAAACGGAGCAGGUUCUCUCAACAAUAACUCUAAAAUACGGCACUGGUAACCAUCCUCCACCACCCAACCUCAGCUCACAAGCGUCCGCUGGUGGCGGCGGUGGUCCCAAUUUUUUUUCAGUGCCUCCGCCUGGAUCGAACUACGGAGGUUAUCACCGAAGCAAUCAAAUGUACAAUAAUCCUCCGCCGAACGGGUUACGAUACGGCGCUCCACCGCCCCCUUCCUACAACAGACGAAAUCCAAUCGGUAACAAAUCGGAUUACCCGCGUGGAUAUUACUACAAUCACCAUGUGCCAGCAGUCACUAUGCCAACGGUUUAUAAAGUUACUCUACACGUGGGAGAGCGAACGUUUCUGGGAGAAGGACAUACGCUGCAGGCAGCACGGCAUGAUGCGGCUGCGCGUGCGCUUGAGGUGCUAAAGCCGCUCACUCCCGACACGGCCAACGCUCUGUCCGAGUGUCACGAUACUUCGAUCGACAGUGAUGAUCCUAACUCGGAGCUAAAAUCCCCAAUCUCACUUGUACACGAGAUGGCACUAAAGCGCAAACUCACUGUUCAGUUUGAAGUACACGGCGAAAAAGGCCCUCCACAUAUGAAAGUUUUCACGACGCUUUGCAAGGUGGGUAACAUUGUGACUGAAGGUGAGGGAAACGGUAAAAAACUGUCCAAAAAACGAGCGGCGGAAAAGAUGCUGGAAGAGCUGAGGAAACUUCCACCAACUUCACCGGAGAAGAGCACUCGUACAUUGCUGAAACAGAAGCGCAAAGUUCCAUUACCGAAAAAGAAAACACGUAACCUCAUCAAGGAAAAGGCGGAUGAAGAUCCUAUGGAUAUGGUGAAUCCCAUUAGCCGGCUGAUGCAGAUUCAACAGGCACGCAAGGAGAAGGAACCGAUUUAUACGCUGUUAGAGGAACGCGGUGUCGCUCGGCGGCGUGAGUUCAUCAUGGAAGUAGCCGUCAGCGGUCAAACUGCAACCGGCGUCGGGCCAACAAAGAAAUUAGCCAAGAAAGAGGCAGCCGAAAACCUGCUGGUGAUGCUCGGUUACGGUCGCUCGACAGUGGCAAACUCUUCCACGUCACCUAACAAGGAAAACAUGCCCGGAAGUGCCAACGAGGUCGGGGAAAAGUUCAAUCGAAAAGUAACGUUCAUCGAAAUUGUUCCUAGCGCACCGGCCGGAAAGCAAGGAGGUAGCUGUGGGCGCCAAAUUGUACCAGGAGUACUACAGUUGAAUUCUGGAAUAUCAAACAAAACGAGCUCGACCGUACCCGUUAAGGAUUAUCCACAGGAAAAUAGUACCGAUGUGGAUGCUUCUAGUGUAGAUGUUUCGUCUAAACCGCCAGUUGGCAAUAAUUCCAGUACAGUUAAUGGAGGACCCUCUAGCACCUCAGCGGCAGCUACGCCGGCUGCAAGUUCAAAUCCAGAUAUUGGCCGAAAAAAGGAACAGCUCAUGUACUUGGCACAGCUGUUGAAAUUUGAUGUAAUGUUUUCGGACUUCCCGAAAGGUAACCACGGUGAGUUUCUCACACUGGUGACGCUGUCUACGGAACCGCCACAAUUGUGUCACGGCAGUGGCGCAAGUCUGGAGGAAUCCCAUGACGAGGCCGCCCGGGGAGCGCUGGAAAUCCUCAGCAAAAUCGGCCUCGAUAAUGUGAAACCCAAAGGCAGCGGAAUGGUAGCAGGAGGAGGAGAUGAAAGUAAGUCCAAAUCUGCUCUGAGCAACGGGUUGCAAAAGUAGAGCUUUAAGCUCAACCGCGAAUUUGGGUAAGGGAAUGUUAUCUUACGUACUUAUUGGUAAAGUAAUGUAUGAGCUAUUUUUUUCCGUUGAUGCAUCGUGCUCAGAAAGUUAGACACUUGUUUUAUGUCAUGAUUUUCAAAAUUUUUUGAAGAUUCAUUUCAUCUACUUACAAUUUGUUGUUGUUGAAAGUUUCACAGUUAUGUUUAAAAUAUAUAUAUUGAAGACGUGAAUUUAUUUCGCUUAAAAGAAAAAUAUGAAUACGCAUUUAUCUCGAAAGUGUCUAGAGAGCCAUGCUAUCUUCAUUGAUUUGUCUUCUAGUUUGUAGUUUUGUACAAACUACGAAAUACAAGGAUUCGAAAGCUGAAACAUUAACUAAACAUAUUGAAAGCAGAAGUAAUCAUAUAAGAAGAAAAAAAGUGCUAACAAAAAAGCGCAAACGGUAACACAGCACCAGUUGAAAUAGAAACCGGCUACGGAGAAGUGCUGCUCGUAGGCGAUUUCUAUUGAACCGGUGUGUAGGAUCUCGCCCAGCGCAGGAAUCCACAACAAGGGACUCCCACUGGAUGAGAACUUUUGAUGAAACAGAGCUAUCAGAAUCGCGUUCGUCACUAGUGAAUUGAAAAUUGAUUACCAUUUACCUAAGCGAAAGUAUUAUUACUCGAUGAAACUCGAAGAAGAGAAGCAACAAAAAAUCUUGAAGGUUCUUAAUCAUAUGGAAUCGGUUUGCGCCUAGCGGAUAUAUCAGCAGGCAGAUAAUCGAAUAGUAGCCACAUAAUCUUGGACCGGAAAACUACCGGGGAGAAACAAUGGGUAGUAAGUUCUAGGCGGUAAUCUUGAUCGCUGACUGACUGAGAAGGCUUGAUGGAAGGAGAGGAAGUUGUAGUAGCUCGGGGCAGAGAGAGCGAGGAAGAGCCGUCAGUCAGCCGAUCGACAAAAAACAUUUUAUAUGCUAUUAUUUUAAUCGUAGUUUGUGUAUUGUUUAAAAACCUUCAUAAUGUCAAGCGUGUUACUAGAGAACACUAAGCAGCGGUGCACGCCAUAGGCGGUAUCGCUCGUACAAUAAACUCUCGAAACUGUGUGCCUGUGGGGUCGCAUUCUUGAUGCGUUGGAGGUGUAGUACUAGAGUAAAAGCAAAAAUCGGCGAAGAAAACUGUGCGAUGCCCGAUAUUUCGGUUGUGCUAUUGGAUUGGAAAUAAGAUUUUGAUUCUCGGAUUUGAUAUGAUUUGGUAAUAAAAUAGGGUUUGAUUCGGAAUCUAAAACAAGUCCGUUAAACAUCCUGUACUGAUUCAGAGCAGAUAUUGUGUUCGCCUUCUGCGCCAGUCUAAGAUGAGAUUGAUCAGUAAUAGGUAUCAGCAUCAAAAUUUUACUUUACUAAUAACUACAGCAUGAGUCUUUUUUCUCGAAUAUGCUUUAAAUCACUUUUUUUGUUAUAUUCUACAGUGGAAACUGGGCGGAGGGUUUAGAUAUAUUAUCAACAUUCAAACAAUCUAACUAAUCAUCUUAUGUGAGCCAUAGAAAUUAAAGGACAGAUAGAUGCAAAAGGGCUAUUGUUAUUCCUUUUUACAGCUUGUUGGCUUGACUGAAACCUAGUACUACACUCCUUAAUUUGAUAUAAACUCCCUACAGGAAAAAAAAUACAUCCGCAGUCGGGAUUUUACUGUACUCUUUAUUGUAUCAGGCGCAUACCGGGGAGUGUGUAUAGGCAAGUACUCUUCGUAUGCUUCCCAAACUGGGGCUUCUUCAUUACUUCUAUGACCUACACGCCACCCGGACAUGCGCCUUUCUAUACGUAUUUAAUCGUUGGUAAAUUUAAGUGUGUUUCUACUAGUAUAUAUCUAUAAGAAAUAAUGUAUUUUUUCAGUACUAUUAUUCCUAUCCAUUUUGUCCGAUUUCACAUACAUACAAGAACAACUCACAGUAGACAUUUUUGAUUCCUUCCCGAAGUACACAUAGUCACAUACUAAAACCAUUCGUUUGCAAACGAGAUAUUUUUCAUCGUAACACAAACAGUACUAAUAACAAUAGUUAAAUACAAGAUAGCAUGCCAACAUCCCAUAAUACGCAACAAGCCCCAUUUUACACGCAUGGUCCUGCGAAGACAAAAAAUACAUUUUUUCCGCGAUAUUCAAUACGUUAAAUAACCAAAACAACACCGGCAAGCAUACUAAACUAACAAAAGAAAACGGAAACGAAACAAGCAGAAACACAUUUCAUUUCUCAAAAAUAAAGAAGAAGAAAAAACCUAAUUAUAAUUCAUGUUAGGCACAUGGUAAUUGAUGAUUAAGAAAAAGGAAACGAAAAAUGCAGAGUAUUUUAUGGUAUCAAGCAAAAAGGAAACCCAACCUUUUGGGAUCAUCGACCAAAAGUUCGAACGAAAAAAAAAGUUGAAGAAUUUCUGUUCGCUGCUGAAGUUAGUUAGCAUCCCGCAUAGUUAGGGCUCGAACUUUUGUGUCUUUGUCAACAGUAAUCCGUUCAUUUUCUAAGUAGAAACAGAAAAACAGAGGCAGAAGCUAUGAAAUCUUGCGUUGAUCCCAAAUCUUACCGUGCUGGUGUUCGUCUUUCUCAGCGAACGCAGAAACGCAGACAGCAGCAACGGUUGAAAAUCUCAUAUCUCAUUAUAAAAAACAUUCGACGAUUGGAGGAUUCUGUUUCGUUUCGGAUACUAAAUGUUAACCUCUUUCUGGUUUGUUUAUAUAGAUCAAAAUUUGUUACCUGUUUUGUUUGUCGUUGAAAAUCGUUGGAAAAUGGAAAAUUGUCGAAUGGUUUUUAUAAACCCCUCCCCCCAACAAAAGUAGAAAAUUUGUUCGCCGCUUGGGACAGCACGUUUGUGUUCGAUCUCCUCUAUUUACAUGAGAAACAAAGUGAGGAAAAUCCUUGGUUUAUUCAUAAUACCCUUAUGUUAUCUCGUUUGGAAGGCACCAAUGCAGAAAAAACUCAAAUUGUCCCCUUAAUAAUAAAACAAAAAUGGAACAAUGUGUCAGAAGUCGGA